This is a messenger RNA of Saprolegnia diclina VS20, 768 nucleotides long. RefSeq lists its product as hypothetical. The coding region runs from base 1 to 768 and encodes 255 amino acids. The transcript has a single exon. Lineage: Eukaryota; Oomycota; Saprolegniomycetes; Saprolegniales; Saprolegniaceae. The record is from RefSeq and is a predicted model, not a curated record.
AUGCUGACCUCGCUCCUUCUGUCUACCCUCGCGCUGGUGCCGGUCCUCCGCGCCGCCAACGACGGCCACGCGACGACGCUCAGCUCCGACGACGGCAGCAACGCUACCACGGGCACGUGCCAGCUCAUGAAGACGCUGCGCAACGCAGCGCGGUACCAAGUCUCGCUGAGCGCGCAGCAGUGGGCGCGCGGGGCCAACUGCGGCCGGUGCGUCCAGGCGCAGUGCUCCAACUGCCCGUCGCCACUGCCAAUCACGGCGCAGGUGACCGACCGCUGCGCCGACUGCGCGGCGGGAGACAUCGACGUGUCCCGUCCCAUGUUCCAAGCGCUCUUUGGCACACCCACGGGCCGCCGUCCGCUCCAGUGGGGCUUUGUCGACUGUCCCGUCGAGGCGACGCUGUCGCUGUGCACCAAGCCGCGCAACACGAGUCUCUACACGAUCUUUAUCCAGCCCACAAACACCGUGUCCGGCGUUGCCAACAUGACCAUCGACGGCUUCAAGGGCCGCCUGUCUGCGAAUGGAUCAUACUUCUUCAAGGCGCCCAUGCCCCGCAAUUGGAGCGACGUGCACAUCAACCUCACAGCGACCAACGGCGAGAAGAUCGUCGCAGCCACCGUCGCCCUCCGGUCGGGCCGCUGCGUCACGAUCCCGUACCAGUUCCAGCCAACGACGGCCGGCGGGGCAUUGAUCCAGGCCUCGUCUUCGCUCGAUAGCGACGACGACAUUGUCGUGCCCAUGACCACGACGCGCCCUGUGCCGUAUUAUUAA